UCUAGUUUAUAUAGAUGCAACCAUUUUGUACUUUUGAGUGAAGGGAUCCCUUGCAAGUUGCAACCACAUAUUCUGUGUUGAGAUUCCAUUUUGCUUAAUUUUCUCAAUGGAGAACAUUUUGGGUCUGCUCAGAAUUCAUGUUGAAAGAGGGGUCAAUCUUGCUAUCAGGGAUGUAGUGAGCAGUGACCCUUAUGUGAUCAUCAAAAUGGGCAAGCAGGUCAGGUUUUUCCACUUCUGGCAGAAGCUGAAGACUCGUGUAGUAAAGAAGAAUCUAAAUCCUGAGUGGAAUGAUGACUUGACUUUGUCCAUUUCUGAUCCUCAUGCACCAGUCCAACUAUUUGUGUAUGACAAGGACAGAUUUAGCUUGGAUGACAAAAUGGGGGAUGCUGAGUUUUCCAUUGGUCCAUUUCUUGAAGCAGUGAAGAUGCGUUUGGAAGAUCUUCCUAAUGACACCAUAGUUACAAGUGAGAAACCUAGCAGACAAAAUUGCUUAGCAGAAGAGAGUAAAAUUGUGUGGAAAGAUGGCAAAGUUAUCCAAAAAAUGGUUCUUAGACUAAGAAAUGUUGAGUGUGGGGAAGUGGAGCUCCAGUUGGAUUGGAUUGAGGUUCCUGGUUCAAAGAAACUGUAGGUGACAACAUAUUGGCAUAUUAUAAAUAUGAGACUUGCACCCUCAAAAAUCAGCAGCACCUUAUGCUUUAAUUUCUCCAGUCUUUUUAUCUCUUCUCUUAUUCACAGACUCACGUUGACAUGUCUUUUUUUUUUUUUUUUUCCGCUGUUUUUUCGUUGAUGGUAUUGUAAUGACUAGUAGUGAGUGAAAAGAAUGGGAGAUGCUGUUUACCCUGUUGUAAUUCAGACUUUGAAUUAUGGGUAGUCUUAUUUAAUAUACAAGGAACAUAAGAGAAAAUAUGUUGUAUUUAAUUAGAAUCUCCUUAGCUGUUG
This is a messenger RNA of Gastrolobium bilobum, 939 nucleotides long. RefSeq names its product protein C2-DOMAIN ABA-RELATED 4-like. The record is from RefSeq and is a predicted model, not a curated record. NCBI's taxonomy places the organism in Eukaryota, Viridiplantae, Streptophyta, Magnoliopsida, Fabales, Fabaceae. The coding region runs from base 107 to 628 and encodes 173 amino acids. The transcript is spliced from 3 exons.